UCGGUGUAGUAUGAUCCAAUAUUGAUGUUGAGUGAAGAAAAUAAAAACAAUCAAUGAAAGUGCCAUAUAAUAACACAAAUAAUAAAUGGAAUGCUGAAAAUUGAUUCAAAUAGAAUAAAUUGAGAAAAGUUUGUCUACAAUAACACGAAUUAAUAGAAGAAGAAUCGAAAACUUAUUUGCAAUACAAUUUGUGUUCUUAGAAGUGACACUUGGUUGAUUACAGCAGCAGCUGUAAACGAGUCGCAGUAUUUUGUAAUUGUUAUUGAAUGUUACCUUGGCAACGCAUCACGCAUUGAUAGGUAACGAAUUUGUAUACUGAAGCUGCACACCAUUUCAAAUAUGGGCGACGAUCAAAUAAGUGACGAAAUUACUUUUACACCCAACUUUUCAGGAGAGGAUAAUUGCACAUGUGAUACGCAUCAGCACAGGGAUGAGCCGCUACGUAUGCUGCAUAAUGAAAUUCUGAUAAAUAUAUUUUCCUAUUUGCCAUAUACCGACUUGACGCAGACUCGUUUGGUUUGUCAUCUUUGGAGGGAAGUCAUCGCGUACAAGCGGUUUGCGAACAAAUUCCGUUUGCGACUCAGAGAAGAUAAUAUGCUGGAUAUUUGGAAGCAACUACAAACCGGGAAUUUCGCAUCGGGAAUGGUGUAUCGGCACAUGGUAUACAUGGGCAGCGAUUCCACACAGCUCGAUGAGUUGGAAUUCAUUCUGCAGAAAAUUGGCUCAAAUGUGCGAAAUCUAAAGCUCAAAACCUUUUUUGGUCUCAACAGCAUGUAUGUGUGCUUUCCAAACAUAGAACGUCUAGUACUUGAAGAUCUAUAUGUAUUCCCUUUGAAUGUGCCAUUCGAAUUGAAUACAUUUGGCAAUUUGAAAGGACUUCAUUUUGUGGACGAUGCAGUAACACAAAGUACAUCUGAAGCUUUACUCGCUACUUGCCUACGUGAAAGUACCGCUGUGAGGCUGGAGGAAUUGAGCAUACGCGUCUAUGCGGAGCACGCUGAUCUAUUUUUGUCGGUGGUGAAGCAUCAUGCCGACACCUUGAAAAGUCUGCAUGUCGUCUAUUUUGAAUCAAUGAAUGAACAAAAUUCACUGGUUAAAAAAUGGAUAGAAGCUUUCGAUCAAUUGAAGAAGUUGCAGAAAGUUAAAAUUUAUGCAGGUAAUACGCUGAUAUUUGAGGGAUCAUUGAAGUGUUUCGUAGGCUUGCCAUUGCGAUACUUGGAAGUGGAUUGUUUGCGGCCUGUAAACCCAAAUAUCUUUAAACUGCUGGAAUCGUGCGCCAAAUCACUGGAGCAUUUGGCGUUUUUCAACUUCUACUUACCCAAACACAUAGCCGGCACAAAUACAAUAAGCGAGUGCUGCCACAACUUGAAAAAGCUUAUAUUGAGCUACACGCGGCUUAUCGAAGAGGAUGAGCUAUGCCAUAUAGCACGCAAUCUUGCUGGCUUAGAAGUUUUAGACCUAAAAUACUGUAAGAAUGCGGUAACUAACAAAUCGCUGGCUGCGAUUUUCAAACACCUGACACAAUUACGUGAACUGGAUCUGAGUGGUAACAACGAUUUUAACCUUGAUGCACUAACGGGUACCGUCGAUAACCCAUACCCGAUUCAACGUCUGCGGGGGUUAGAAAAGUUGAACCUGAAAUCAUGCCAGCAACUGUCGAAUGACGAAUUUUUAGAGACGUUAAAGUUUCCCUUUCUACGUAGUUUAAACUUUGGACGUGGCUUAUAUACCGACAGUGGCAUUCAGGUUUUGGUAAGGCAGUGCCCGCUUUUGGAAGAAUUGAUUAUAACUUAUUGCCCGACAUUGGGGCGGAGCGCUCUCUUUUGCAUAGCGAAGGCUUUGCCGCGUCUGCGCGUACUACACUUCUUGCACUGCGCUCAGGUGGACAAGUCGGUAAGGCUUAUUUUAUAUAAUGAGUGUCCUCUGUUGGCGGAUUUAGAAAUUUCUGAGAAACGAACAAAAGUAAAAACAUACUUUCAUCAAUAGAUUUCGUUAACGAAAUUUUUAUUUAUAACAAUAAAAAAAUAUUUUUUUUUUAAUAAUUAAUUUAUAACAAUAAUUAAUUUUUAUUACUAUUUAUAACAAUUUAAAAAUUAAUUUUUGCGUUUUUAAAACCGUAAUAUUUGUAUCCAAUAAAAACAUUAAAAUGAGGUAGUUUAUGUACAUAAUUACAUAAUUUAAUAAUUUUAGAAUUUAUAAAAAGAAAUAUGAAAAAGGCAAAAAACGCUUCUUAGAAUGCCAAUGUGAUUAAUUCUUUUGCAAACAUUUACAAAAUAGACAAAAAAAUUUAGUAUACGGAUUAGUCUUAAACAUUUUUAUAAAGUUGUACAUAAAAUGUGUCCAUUAAUUGUAAUUUAAUUUAUUGAAUGUGCAAUAUCGUACACGGUAGGCAGGAAGCAUCGAUAGGUUGCACAAAAAUGUCGACAAAAACUGCAAGCUGGGUUGUAUUUGUUGAUGAUUAUAGGUGCAAAAUCCGUUGGAAUUGAAAUCCUACCUGCUCCUUUUCAAAAGUUAUUCAUAUUUUUAUAUUUCAGGUUGGGACAAUUCGGAAUAAAUAUCAAAAGUUAUUUUCUAAAUAGAUAUGUAAAAGUGUUGUAUACUCAAUACAUGGUAUAUAAUACGUAUAUCAACAUUAUGUAGCUAUAUUAUAUAUAAUAGUUACGAUAAAUGCCGCUAGGUGGCAGAGGGCAGUCGAGUGCUUCCCGCAAUAAAAAAGUACAGUUUAAACUAUUAAUAUUAGUGUUUUCAGGCAAAUGUAUUUUCUAGUUUUAGAAAUUCUUAUAUGAGAAGAUUAAUUAAUAAUGAAUAGUCAGCUGAAUAGUCGGGUGAAAAGUCAGCAUCCGCUUUAUAAAUGCGAUCAUGAAGAAAAUCGCACAAAAGUAUGUGCUCUUUGUGGGGAAAAAAUUAUUCUCCAAAAUAAACCUUCCCAUCAUUUCUUGCUAUCUGAAAAACAUAUUGAAGUUAUAAAAAAGCACAUUAAUGGUGAAUUUAAUAUUUAUAAUAGUAAAUUCCCAAAAAGUUUAUGUAGCUCUUGCCGACUAACUAUAAAUGAAUAUGGAAAUGAUAUUUUCAAAAGACCUUGUCCAACUAUGCCCAAUUACGAGGAUCUUUAAUUAUUUGUUGUAAUUGUUACAUCUGUCUAACAGCACGAGUUACGAGUCAUAAAAAACAAAAAAAAGGUAGAGGUCAAAUUAGGGAUUUCUCUACAAAUAUUGACGUAAAUAAGUGUUUUGAUGAUACUUCGCAAUAAAAAGAUUUACUGCAAUAAAAAGAUAAUUCGAAACAUCCCAAGAUGGUAUUAAACAAAGAUCAGUUGUGUAUGCUACUGCAUCAGCACUCGUAGACUUUGUCUUUGAAAAUCGAAACAUUGAACAUAUUGAACAAUCAAAAAUAAAAGUAAUGGCAGACGGAGGACAAGAUUUCUUCAAAGUUUCUCUUUCGAUAUCAAUUCCAGAAGACGACUUGAAAGAAAAUGACUUGGAUAAAAGUAAAAGUGUUUCAACUUACUCUACUGGUGGAAGUAUGGCAAAUAAACGUAAGUUGACUAGUGUAUUUAAAUUGCUUUUAUUAGGCAUAGUGCCUCGGACUAAAGAGACCUAUGAUAAUUUUAAAAUUUUGGUUGAAUUGACGAAACUCAAUGAGAUACCAUUUAAAUUUGUUGGAGAUUUAAAGCUCGUUUUAUUGGUCAAUGGGCAGCAAACUGCAACGGCUUUCUAUCCUUGCCCUUAUUGCUUCGUCACAUUAAAUGAAUUAAAAAGUUAUAAUAAAAUGAUUGAGGAAAAUUAUAUAAGCAGUGAUGACAAAAAUCUUGAUUUAAAGACCUACAAGCAUUUUAAAGAUGACUACUUUAAAUUCAAGAGCUUGGGUAAUGACAAAAAA
Anastrepha ludens (Mexican fruit fly) is the source of this 3879-nucleotide messenger RNA. RefSeq lists its product as uncharacterized. Gene Ontology annotation, biological process: SCF-dependent proteasomal ubiquitin-dependent protein catabolic process. Gene Ontology annotation, cellular component: SCF ubiquitin ligase complex. Gene Ontology annotation, molecular function: protein binding. The record is from RefSeq and is a predicted model, not a curated record. Lineage: Eukaryota; Metazoa; Arthropoda; Insecta; Diptera; Tephritidae. Bases 340 to 1986 code for a protein of 548 amino acids. The transcript is spliced from 3 exons.